AUGAGCAGGAGCGAAACCAGGUCAUUCGCAUCCGUAGCAGUCGAGACAAGUGAUCGUAUCGCUAGAAAAAAAGCUUCGCCAUCAAACACUCUGCGCGAUCGGCAACGAGCAAACAAACACGAGCGGAAAACGUACCUCUGCACGUUCUCGACGCAGCAAGUCUUGCACACCACCCUUCCGCACCCAGGCAAUACGCCGAGCCCCGCGCCCGACGCUUCCUCAUCCCCAGCAGCGCCGUCCGCGCGUGCCUCCGCCUCGCGUUCGCCUCGAAACUUUCUCCUGCGCCCGCGACUCUCCGUCGCCCUCGCCGCGGUACCAUCCGCGCCCGGCGGCGCCUCGUGGGCUUCAUCCGCACCAGCUCCGGGAAAGGCGGCCGAGACCCGCGUCGGCGAAGGUAACGCGGUGGCGGGGGGCGUCGGCGAGUACGUGAGGCCCGGCGUCGGCGGGUCGGAGAGCGGCAAACCCGUGCACGUCCGCGAGCAGACGGUGCACACCGAACGCCUGCAGCUGACCCAUAGCCCGCUGAAAACUCACAUCGCGCACGCUACGACUUGGCCGGGCCGUCCGACGACGUGGCGCUGGCACGACGCGCACUGGGUGGCGUCACGAACGACGACCCCGGGAUGCACGUUCGGGUUCGAGUUCGAUGGGGACGACGACGUCGAUCGGACGUCAGAGCCGGUCCGGUGCGAAGUGGCGUGCCCGGCGAGAUCGAGCGUCAGCCUCCGUCUCUUGAGUGGCGGCUUGCGGUACCACGCACCACUCUGCAUGUAUGCGUCUACAAAACCGCUCGAGUCGCUCGCAGACCGGCGAUAA
Punctularia strigosozonata HHB-11173 SS5 is the source of this 816-nucleotide messenger RNA. RefSeq lists its product as uncharacterized. Lineage: Eukaryota; Fungi; Basidiomycota; Agaricomycetes; Corticiales; Punctulariaceae. The transcript is spliced from 3 exons. The record is from RefSeq and is a predicted model, not a curated record. Bases 1 to 816 code for a protein of 271 amino acids.